Molecule: messenger RNA, 855 nt
Organism: Argiope bruennichi
Lineage: Eukaryota; Metazoa; Arthropoda; Arachnida; Araneae; Araneidae
Product: monocarboxylate transporter 4-like
Exons: 3
Biological process (GO): transmembrane transport
Molecular function (GO): monocarboxylic acid transmembrane transporter activity
Source: RefSeq, a predicted model, not a curated record
AUGGCGAUAAAAACAAAUAACUGGUUAGUAGCAGUGGCUUGCUCUAUGAUAAUUGGUUUAAAUUUUAGCUUUUUAAGAAUAGCAGGAUUACUUUAUAUAGCUACAAUGGAACGGUUUAAUGUUUCUAAAAAUCAAGCAUCACUUCCUUAUUUUUGGUGUAAUUUAAUGAAAAGCUUUGUAGGUCCACUAGUUGGAUACUUCGCCAAAACAUAUGGAUCGAGGGAAAUCACAACAGCAGGAGCAGCAGUUUCGGCGCUAGGCAUAGGAAUGUGUUUCUUCGUCGAACACAUCACGAUUUUGAUUAUUUUGUGGGGAGGCAUGUUUGGUAUUGGUGUUUCAAUGAGCUCUUCAAUGAUUGGAGAUAUUUUGAAUGAUCAUUUUGAUGAAAGUCAUAUUGCAACAGCCUCUGGAAUUUCUUAUGGAGGAGCUGGCAUUGGAAGUUUCAUAUUUGUUUACUUGUGUGACUUCCUUCUAAAUCAGUAUCACUUGUCCGGUACAUUUUUAAUUCUUUCAGGUCUUAUCUUAAAUGGUUUGCCAUUAGGUAUGAUCUUGAUGUAUUCCAAAGUUUCAGAUGGUGUCGUCAAUACAAAACAAUACUCAGGAACUCUGAAUGACUAUGAUCUUAAUAUUGAUGCCACUAAACCAUGUUUAAUUUCAUUAACAAAAAACAACAAAUCAGCUCAUUCAACACCUGGAAGAUCAAAUGGAAGUAACUGUGGAAUCGAAUUAGAGGGAGUACCAACGGAUGAGUCCUUGAGAAAAAUGGUAUUAAAGCAACCCUCUCAUAAUGUACCAUUGGAUAUCAAAAAUGUCGAAAAACAUUUAAGUAACUAUCAUUCUGAAAUAAAAGAAGAG